AUGGUGCAGUCGCAGGUCACAUGUGUUCAAGGGGACUGGAGAUUGGCCCGUCGGCUCGGUAAGGUUCAAGGUACACUUGAGAACAGGCUGAGGUCGGCUGUUGAUCCAGAAGCAUUCAUGCAGGAAGUAUUCAAUCUGUUUGAGAACACCAAAGCAAGCAAGAUUGGUAACCCUUCUCAUGGUGUAGUGGAUAACUCGACCCUGCAUCGAAGGCUUGUUGAAGAACUUGAAACUUUGGGCUGGGACAUGGUAACACAUCUGGAGCCAGAUUUGAGUCAGUUUGAGCUAACCUGCAAUUAUUCAUCUGAUAAAACACACAAUAUUGCUGUACAAGUUCAUUCAGAGCACCCAUCAAAUACCCCUGUUUGUACCGACAUAGAGAAGGAUUAUUUUAAACUGCAUUGGACUCCAAAGCUCCACCUCCAUGAUGUCUUGACUAAGUUUGAAGGAUUCCUGCAGAAGUACAGGUCAUUCUGGGAGGAGAUGGCUGAGAUUGAUAACAAUACAUGGGUCCUUGAACCAGAGAAACCUGGACCAAUGGAUGUCAGCCGCAGAAUAGCCCUAGGUAGUAAUUUUUCAAUUCAGAUUGAAGUGGACCCUCUUCACCCUCGUAUGCUGCCUAAAUGCAGAUUCCUAGGAGCUGAUAAUGUCAUCAAUCCUGUACGGAAACUCCUGAACACCAACCUGCAUGCUUGGAACAGCCAAUCAUCUCUCUUGACAAACCUUCGCAACGUCCUUGAGGUGGACUUCCCCACACCCGCAGAAUCACAGGUUCAGGACUUCAAAGAGGAAUGUGGAAUAUGCUACUCCUAUAGCCUGGAUGGAGUCAUUCCUGAUCAUGUCUGUGACAACCCUCAUUGCAACAAACCAUUUCACCAGACUUGUCUCUAUGAGUGGUUACGUGCCUUGCCGUCAAGCUACCAGUCAAUUACGGGAGUAGGGUUCAACGUCCUGUAUGGAGAGUGUCCAUACUGCACAAAACAGAUAUCAGUCAAGAAGAUCAAAGACAGAUGAUCACCCUCGCAACUGUGAUUACCAAUUGGUUCAGAUCCGCUGAGCAAAGUGUGUGAGGACAGAUGAGAGUCGUCACAUAUGUGAUUGAGAACAAGAUGUCUGGUGCACAUCCACCUAGCGAAGUGUGUGUAAGGUGCCUGGACGGUGCCUCAUCUUUGUUAGGCCACUUCUGGUGUCAACAGCAGCAUCCAAGAUUUGAUUGACAAUUAGAUGCGUGGUGCACAUUCACCGAGGAAAGUGUGUGAGGUGCUUUGAUAGUGCCUCAUCUUUGUUAGGACACUUUUGGUGUCAAAAGCAGCAUCCAAGCAUUGAUUAACAAUAAGAUGCGUGGUGCACAUUCACUGAGGAAAGUGUGUGAGAUGCUCCGAUGGACCCCCAUAUCUGCUAGGCCACUUUUGAUGUCAAGAGCAGCAUCCAAGAUUUGAUUGAUAAUUAGAUAUGUGGUGCACAUCGAUGGUACCCCAUCUCUGUAAGGCCACUUCUGAUGUCAUUAGCAGAAGCAUCCACGGAACUUUUGCCAAGACCUAUUUAACACCUGGAUGGAGAGAGUCAAAUUAAGAUCAGUGCUUUACCGAGGAACACGACUGAUGUGAUGGGAUUUGGGGUUCUUAUAGCUCA
Messenger RNA from Lytechinus variegatus (green sea urchin), 1632 nucleotides. RefSeq names its product E3 ubiquitin-protein ligase FANCL-like. The record is from RefSeq and is a predicted model, not a curated record. Bases 1 to 1014 code for a protein of 337 amino acids. Lineage: Eukaryota; Metazoa; Echinodermata; Echinoidea; Temnopleuroida; Toxopneustidae. Gene Ontology annotation, cellular component: Fanconi anaemia nuclear complex; nucleus. Gene Ontology annotation, biological process: interstrand cross-link repair; protein monoubiquitination. The transcript has 9 exons. Gene Ontology annotation, molecular function: ubiquitin protein ligase activity.